This is a messenger RNA of Vigna unguiculata (cowpea), 2952 nucleotides long. Lineage: Eukaryota; Viridiplantae; Streptophyta; Magnoliopsida; Fabales; Fabaceae. The record is from RefSeq and is a predicted model, not a curated record.
AUGGGGGAAGAGAGAAGGAAGGCGGUUGAGGAGGAAGUGAGAAAGCUAGAAGGGGCGGAGUUCAUCAGGGAGAUUAAGUAUACUACCUGGUUGGCGAACGUGGUCAUGGUAAAGAAGGCGAGCGGGAAAUGGAGGAUGUGCACGGACUUCACCGACCUCAAUAAAGUCUGCCCGAAGGACGCCUACCCGCUGCCCAGCAUCGAUCGGCUGGUGGAUGGGGCCUCGGGGCAUAACUACUUGAGUUUUCUGGAUGCGUACUCUGGGUACAACCAGAUUCCCAUGUAUGGCCCAGACGAAUCCAAAACGGCGUUCAUAACGGAUCGAGCAAACUUCUGCUACGAGGUCAUGCCGUUCGGUCUAAAGAACGCAGGGGCUACUUAUCAAAGGCUAAUGGAUCGGGUCUUUCGUGGGCAGAUCGGUCGGUCCAUGGAAGUGUAUGUGGACGACAUGGUUGUGAAAUCGCAGACGAUCGAAGAGCACGUUCGCGACCUCGGGGAGGUCUUCCACCGGUUGCGCAAAUAUAACAUGCGUCUCAACCCAGAGAAAUGUGUUUUUGGGGUGCCGGCAGGGAAAUUUUUAGGUUUCAUGCUGACGGCCCGAGGCAUAGAGGCGAAUCCCGACAAGUGCGCUGCUAUUGUUGAGAUGAGGAGCCCUAAAAAUUUAAAGGAGGUUCAGCGGUUGAUGGGGCGACUGACUUCUCUGGCGCGAUUUCUACCCAGGCUGACAGAGAAGGUUAGGCCGAUCCUGAGAAUCAUGAAGAAGCAGACUACGGAGAAGUGGGAUGAUCAGUGUGAGGCGGCGUUUCAACAAAUAAAGGAGAUGAUCAGCGCACCACCGAUCAUGAGCCGACCGGUGGAAGGGCUGCCCCUGCAGUUAUACCUGUCGGUCAUAGACGACACGAUCAGCGCAGCCUUGGUGCAAGAAGCCCCGGAGCAGCGGCCUGUUUAUUUCAUCAGCCGAGUUCUACAGAGUGCGGAAACGAGGUAUCAGUUGAUAGAGAAGAUAGCCUUGGCACUAUUAACGGCCGCACGACGGCUGCGCCAGUAUUUCCAGAGUCACCAGGUGGUCGUCCGAACCGAUCAUCCCAUAGCCAAGAUACUUCGAAAGCCCGACUUGGCCGGUAGGAUGAUUGCCUGGUCGGUUGAGUUGUCUGAGUUCGGUCUCAGGUACGAACCUAGAGGAUCGGUCAAAGGGCAGCAUUUGGCCGACUUUGCAGCCGAACUCCACGGACCGACCCCUUCGCCCGAGCAAACGUGGAUCCUCUUCGUUGACGGAUCGUCGGACAAACAAAGUGCCGGAGCGGGAAUCGUCAUUGAAGGACCGAACGGUUUUACAGUGGAGCACUCCUUGCAGUUCCAGUUUAAAGCCUCAAAUAACCAGGCGGAGUAUGAAGCGCUGAUCGCCGGAUUAAGACUAGCAAAAGACUUGGGCGCGACGAGGUUGAAGUGUAACACCGACUCGAAGCUCGUUGUCGGGCAGGUACAGGGUGAAUACCAAGUCAAGGAUGAUUUGCUGCUUCAGUACUACCACAAGGCUGUUGAAGCCAUGAAAGAAUUCGAAGAAGUUACCAUCCACCACAUCCCCCGAGCGGAGAACGCUAGAGCCGAUAGGCUAUCCAAGCUGGCGGACGGAAAGGAGAAGGGCCAAUUGAAGACGAUUAUCAGGCAAACCCUGACGAGACCUUCGGCGGGAGAAUGCGCUGCAAUAGAACGAUCGGCUGAUUGGACUACCGAGAUACGAGAACUCUUAAAGAGGUGCGAGGCUGGAGAAGAGGUCAGACCGACGGAAAGGAAGAGGGCGCUCCGUUUCGUAAUCAUCGGAGAAGAUCUAUACAAGAGAGGCUUCACAGCGCCACUCCUUAAGUGCUUAUCUGCAGAUGAAGCGGCAUACGUCAUGAACGAGGUCCAUAACGGCAUCUGCGGAAUGCACACCGGUCGGCGGACGAUGAAAGCAAGGAUACUCCGAGCGGGAUAUUUUUGGCCGACCAUGGAACAGGACUGCGAAGCCAUGAUACGCAAGUGCGAAGGAUGUCAAGCCCAUGGAAAUGAUAUAAAAAGAGCGUCGACCGAGUUACAUAGCUUGACGGCUCCAUGGCCGUUCGCUCAAUGGGGCAUGGACAUCGUCGGACCCUUUCCGGUGGGCCGGGCGCAGAAGAAGUUCAUACUUGUGGCAGUAGAUUAUUUUACGAAAUGGGUAGAAGCAGAGGCAUUGGCUAACAUAACCGCUCGGCAAGUCCACUCCUUCGUCUGGCGCAGCAUCAUAUGCCGAUUCGGCCUCCCUCACACGAUCAUUACUGACAACGGCCGUCAGUUCAUCGACAAGAAGUUAAAGGACUUCUAUAAGCAAGUAGGAAUAAGACACGUUACUAGCUCGGUCGAGCAUCCCCAAACCAACGGCCAGGCUGAGGCCAUGAACAAAGUCAUAGUGGCGGAAUUAAAGAAAAGGUUGGGAGAAGCCAAAGGAGCAUGGGUUGACGAGCUGCCACAAGUCCUUUGGGCCUAUCGUUGCACGCCGCACGGAACGACCGGGGAAUCUCCCUUCAACCUAACAUAUGGAACCGACGCCAUGCUACCAGUCGAAGUAGGAGAGCCGACCCUUCGGCGGGAGAUGCAAGAUCUUGAGGUCAAUUGUGGACGACUGCGCGAGGAAUUGGAUUGGACGACCGAGCGGAGAGAGCGAGCAGCCGUGCGAGCUGAAGCGUGCAGGAGAAUGGUGGCAAGAAGAUAUAACGCGAAGGUCAAACCAAGAAGUUUCGUCAAGGGAGAUCUAGUUUGGAGGAAAACCAAUGAUGCACGAAAAAAGUCAACACAGGGAAAGUUAGCACCAAACUGGGAGGGCCCGUUCCGCGUGACCGAGAGCCUGCAAAACGGAGCCUAUCGGCUGGAGCACUUGAGUGGCAAAGAAAUACCCAACAUGUGGAACGCGUCACACCUCAAGAUGUAUUACAGUUAA